Molecule: messenger RNA, 1710 nt
Organism: Dipodomys ordii (Ord's kangaroo rat)
Lineage: Eukaryota; Metazoa; Chordata; Mammalia; Rodentia; Heteromyidae
Gene: Tinagl1
Product: tubulointerstitial nephritis antigen-like 1
Exons: 12
Coding region: 99-1505 (468 amino acids)
Biological process (GO): proteolysis
Cellular component (GO): lysosome
Molecular function (GO): cysteine-type peptidase activity
Source: RefSeq, a predicted model, not a curated record
CUGGACUCGGUGUCAGAGAUCGGUCGCAGAGCCAGGAGGCGGAGGCGCAGGGCAGCCGGGGUCCAGCCCACACCCCCUCACCAGGCCCAGGAGACACCAUGCGGGGCUGUCCACUGGGGCUGUUGCUGCUGCUGCUGCUGCUGGCUGGCCAGGUGGCCCCAGGUGUAAGGCGGAGUCGCUGGCGCAGAGAACUGGCACCGGGUCUGCAUCUGCGGGGCAUCCGGGACGCCGGUGGCCGGUACUGCCAGCAGCAGGACAUGUGCUGCAGAGGCCGCGUGGAUGACUGCGCCCUGCCCUACCUGGGUGCCACCUGCUACUGUGACCUCUUCUGCAACCGCACUGUGUCCGACUGCUGCCCGGACUUCUGGGACUUCUGCCUGGGGGUGCCACCCCCUUUCCCUCCUAUCCAAGGGUGUCUGCAUGGGGGCCGCAUCUACCCAGUCUUCGGGACCUACUGGGACAACUGUAAUCGCUGCACCUGCCAGGAGAAAGGAGAGUGGGACUGUGACCAAGAACCAUGCCUAGUGGACCCAGACAUGAUCAACGCCAUCAAUCAGGGCAACUACGGGUGGCAGGCUGGGAACCACAGUGCCUUCUGGGGCAUGACUCUGGAUGAGGGCAUUCGCUACCGCCUGGGCACCAUCCGCCCAUCCUCAUCUGUCAUGAACAUGAAUGAGAUUUAUACGGUGCUAGAGCCAGAGGAAGUGCUGCCCACAGCCUUCGAGUCUUCCAAAAAGUGGCCUCACCUGAUCCAUGAGCCUCUGGACCAGGGCAACUGUGCAGGCUCCUGGGCUUUCUCCACAGCAGCUGUGGCGUCUGAUCGAGUGUCCAUCCAUUCCAUGGGACACAUGACACCUGUCCUGUCACCUCAGAACCUGUUGUCUUGUAACACCCACCACCAGCAGGGCUGCCGAGGUGGGCAUCUCGAUGGUGCCUGGUGGUUCCUGCGGCGUCGAGGGGUGGUGUCUGACAACUGCUAUCCAUUCUCCGGCCGUGACCAGGAUGAGACUGGGCCGGCACCCCGCUGUAUGAUGCACAGCCGGGCAACGGGGCGGGGCAAGCGCCAGGCCACGGCCCACUGUCCCAAUAGCCAGGUUGAUGCUAAUGACAUCUACCAGGUCACUCCUGCCUACCGUCUGGGCUCUGAUGAGACGGAGAUCAUGAAGGAAUUGAUGGAGAAUGGUCCUGUCCAAGCACUCAUGGAGGUCCACGAGGACUUCUUCCUGUACCAGGGUGGCAUUUACAGCCACACGCCAGUGAGCCUGGGGAGGCCGGAGCAGUACCGCCGACACGGGACCCACUCCGUCAAGAUAACAGGGUGGGGAGAGGAGAGGCUGCCUAACGGAACAACGCUGAAAUACUGGACGGCAGCCAACUCCUGGGGCCCGUCCUGGGGCGAGGGGGGCCGCUUCCGCAUCGUGCGCGGCGCCAACGAGUGCGACAUCGAGAGCUUCGUGCUGGGCGUGUGGGGCCGCGUGGGCAUGGAGGACCUGGGGCACCGCUGAGGCCGCGGGCACGAGGCCAGGCCGGUCCCCACCCCUGGGGAGGACGGCGGCGGGGCGCCCUCGGAGCGGACUGGGGGGCCUGGGGGGCCGGCCGGCGGGCGGGCGGGCGGGCGGGCGCCGGGCUCUAAUCCCUGCCCGGAUCCGCUGACGCUGCGCCCGGCCUGGGAGCCGCGGGCAGGAGAGGCCAGCGGAGCCCCAGACCUCC